Messenger RNA from Pungitius pungitius (ninespine stickleback), 3103 nucleotides. It is a transcript of the gene nfxl1, whose product is annotated as nuclear transcription factor, X-box binding-like 1. The record is from RefSeq and is a predicted model, not a curated record. Gene Ontology annotation, cellular component: nucleus. The transcript is spliced from 25 exons. Bases 129 to 2774 code for a protein of 881 amino acids. Gene Ontology annotation, biological process: regulation of DNA-templated transcription. Lineage: Eukaryota; Metazoa; Chordata; Actinopteri; Perciformes; Gasterosteidae. Gene Ontology annotation, molecular function: DNA-binding transcription factor activity, RNA polymerase II-specific; zinc ion binding; RNA polymerase II transcription regulatory region sequence-specific DNA binding.
GAUCUGUUCUGGGGACUGCAAGUACCGGCAUGCACCGCGGAACGUGUUGCGCAUGACAACCAGGCAUCAGACGCCACUGUGGCUGCUUCUCCACACUGCUGAGCUGAAGAGAUUUGGAGGCUGUUGCCAUGGAGCCCGCAUGGCGACAACAGGGCAGGGGGCGCGGGCGGAGUCAGGAGGCUCAGGGUGAAAGGUCACGACCCCCGCAGAAGGAGAAGCCGCAGUUGGCGGGAGGAGUGGGAGGGAGACCCGACCGUCAACUUGGUGUGUCGGUCCAAUCCAAGUUUGAAGAGAUCCGGAAGUCCAACCAGGCUGCUGCUCAGCGAUUGGUGGAAAUAAGCUCCUCCUCUGAUGAUGAAGACGACUAUGACGACGAUGAUGAAGAAGUAGAGGUCAAAGUUGCCAAUAAGGAUGGAAAGAGAGGGAAAAUCUUGGCCUCGACCUUCACCACCUACACUGACCAGACAGGUGGUGAUGCCACCGGUCUGGUCAGAACUGGCCAGUAUGUCAGUGACUUGUUUCAGUCUGGAGCUCUCACCUGUCUCAUCUGCAUCGGCUCCGUCAAGAGAACACAGGCGGUGUGGAGCUGCUCCAGCUGUUUCUCUCUCUUCCACCUCCCUUGUAUUCAGAAGUGGGCGAGAGACUCAGCCUUCCUCGUCUCCUCCAUCACUGAUGAAGACUUCGGUCAGAAGCUGCAUCCCUGGCCCUGUCCAAAGUGUCGAGCAGAGUAUCCUCCCAGUGCGACGCCCAACAGGUACAUGUGUUACUGUGGGAAGCUGCAGGACCCUCCAGCUGACCCCUGGUUGGCUCCUCACUCCUGUGGCUCCGUCUGUCAGAAGGAGCUCAAACCCACCUGUGGACACACCUGCCUGCUGCUCUGUCACCCCGGUCCGUGUCCUCCCUGUCCAAAGAUGGUGUCUGUUUCCUGUUUGUGUGGCAAAGCUAAGCCCCUCCCCCGUCGCUGUAGCAACAAGGCGUGGUCCUGUCAGCAGACCUGCAGCAAGUUGUUACCCUGUAAACAACACACCUGUACAGAACCCUGUCACAAAGAGUGUAGUCCUUGUCCUAGAGUCAGUAUUCAGAGGUGUGUGUGUGGCAGAGAAGAAGCAGAGAGAAGCUGCUCCAGCCCUCGUUGGACAUGUCCCCAGGUGUGCGGCUCUCUGCUCUCCUGUGGGAAUCACACCUGUGAGGUUUUAUGUCACGAUGGCGCUUGUCCUCCGUGUCCUCGCUCGGUCAGCAGAUCCUGUCCCUGCAGCAAGACCAAGUCGUCUCUGCCCUGCACAGAGGAGGUGGCGCCCUGUGGGGACACAUGUGACCGUCCUCUGUCGUGUGGAAAACACACCUGUUCAAUGAGGUGUCACCGAGGGAGCUGUGAGACCUGCAGACAGGAGGUGGAGAAGGAGUGCAGGUGUGGAAAAUACAGGAAGUUGAUGUCGUGUCAUAAGGAAUACCUGUGUGACUCCAAAUGCCCCAAAACCAGAGGGUGCCAGAGACACCAGUGCAGGAGGAAGUGCUGCCCUGGUAACUGCCCCCCCUGUGACCAGAGCUGUGGUCGAAGUCUGGGGUGUCGCAACCACAAGUGUCCCUCUGGCUGUCACCAGGGUAGCUGCUAUCCGUGUCCCGAGUCGGUGGAGGUCACAUGUUCCUGUGGUUCCACCGUCCUGUCGGUCCCUUGUGGACGAGAACGCAGCACCAGACCUCCUCGCUGCAAAGAGACCUGCAGGCAACCUCCGUCCUGCCACCACCCGAGCAGAGAGACCCACCGGUGCCACCCCGGGCCCUGCCCCCCCUGCAGGCUGCCCUGCCUGCUGCCGCUGCCGCGCUGCAGCCACACCUGCCCGCUGCCCUGCCACGACCAGGUGCUGGUCAAGUCCCAGCAGGUGCCGUUAGCUGGUCCGUGGGAGCAGCCGUCGAAACCUGCGUUUGUGCAGAAAGCUCUGCCCUGUGCCCCGUGUCAAGUCCCGAUACCGACGGCUUGUUUUGGAGAACACGAGGUUAGCCCGGUGCCGUGUCAUCGCCAAGGCCGGUUCUCGUGUAAACGACCAUGUGGGCGACCUUUGACCUGCGGAAACCACGACUGCCGCCAGGAGUGUCACCUGGUUACCGACGGCAACAAGUGCGACGUGUGUGACGAGGGCUGCUCUAAGCCCCGCCCCCCCGGCUGCCCUCACACCUGCUCCCGCCCCUGUCACCCCGGCAACUGCCCCACCUGCAGCCAGAUGAUCCGCCAACGCUGCCACUGCAAGAUCAGCAUGCUGUACGUGGAGUGCACGAAGUUGACGUCAGCUGACCAACAGUUGAAGGUGAAGUUGGGCUCCUGCAACAACCAGUGUCCUAAAGAGCUGAGCUGUGGGCAUCGCUGUAAGCAGGUGUGUCAUCCAGGUGUGUGUGCAGAGAAAUGUCAGCAAAAGGUGAAGCUGAGAUGUCCCUGCAAGAGGAUCAAAAGGGAGUUCUUGUGCGCUCUCUCUGAUCAGUGUGUUGUUCAGUGUGACGACGCCUGCAGAGACCAGCAGAGGAAAAUCAGCAAGGUGAAGGAGGCGGAGCAACGAGCUGCUCAGGAGGAGGAGGAGAAGAAACUUCAGGAGGAGCUGGAGGCCUUCGAGAAGCGCCAGCAGCGAGGUGGGAGGCGGAGCAAGAGGCGCGGGAGGAGGGAGGAGGGGGAGGACGAGGCGGGGGGGGGCAGGAGGAGGUGGUGGAGGUGUGUCGCCCUCGUCCUCGUCCCGCUGGGCGGAGCUCUGCUAUCAGUCGCCGCCUACUACCUGCUGACCUCUUGACCUGCUGCCCUGAGGUUCUGCUCUCACUUAACUCCUCAUUUAAUCGCUUUAAUUCUUUUCAUUUUCUUUAGGAAAAUUGGAAUGUGAUUUAAAAUUAUGUUUCCGUGCAAAUUACCAUUUAUUAGAUUUAGAAAUUAGAAAGGAGAACAUUUUUAUUGAUCUCAAAUUGCAGAAUAAUUCUACCAGUUUUUUAUGGUUAAUCAGGCUGUUUGUGUUUGACUUCCUGUCAGGAGGCUCCAGAAAAACAAAAUGAUUUGUUGAUGUUUUACUUUUGUCCCUGAAAGUUUAUUAAAGUCCUGAAAAUGUAAUAAAACAAUCAUUGAUAAACA